AUGCCCUUCUCUGAAGCGGAGGUGCAGAGUGCCCGUGGUGCCUGGGAGAAGAUGUAUGUGGAUGCCGAGGACAACGGGACAGCAGUGCUGGUCAGGAUGUUUACCGAGCACCCAGAUACCAAGUCCUACUUCACACACUUCAAAGGCAUGGACUCUGCCGAAGAGAUGAAACAGUCGGAUCAGGAGGGCCAUGGCAAGAUGGUUUUCACUGCCAUCAACGACAUGGUGCAACACCUGGACAAUACUGAAGCUUUUCUUGGGAUACUGAACCCACUCGGCCAGAAACAUGCCACCCAGCUCAAGGUUGACCCCAAAAACUUCAGGAUCAUCUGUGACAUCAUCUUGCAACUGAUGGAGGAGAAAUUUGGUGGAGACUGCAAAGCCUCUUUUGAGAAGGUGACCAAUGAAAUCUGCACUCACCUGAACAAUGUCUACAAAGAAGUGGGUUGGUGA
Molecule: messenger RNA, 453 nt
Organism: Cygnus atratus (black swan)
Lineage: Eukaryota; Metazoa; Chordata; Aves; Anseriformes; Anatidae
Product: cytoglobin-1-like
Biological process (GO): oxygen transport
Molecular function (GO): iron ion binding; heme binding; oxygen binding
Source: RefSeq, a predicted model, not a curated record